Cannabis sativa is the source of this 2829-nucleotide messenger RNA. RefSeq lists its product as uncharacterized. Bases 1 to 2829 code for a protein of 942 amino acids. Lineage: Eukaryota; Viridiplantae; Streptophyta; Magnoliopsida; Rosales; Cannabaceae. The record is from RefSeq and is a predicted model, not a curated record. The transcript has 3 exons.
AUGCAAGGAUAUGAGAAGUGGAUUUAUCACGGGGAGCCUGAGGAUGCCGUCGUUGAUGUAGCAGUUGCCGAUGUUGAAUCAGAGGAUGAAAUGAUUCCUAUUUUAGAAGACUUCUUUCCCUCGACAACUGAGGAACCACAAGGAGAAGAUGAACAACCAACCACAAACCCACAAUUUGAUGACUUAUUUGAGGAAAUUGAAGCUGAAUUGUAUCCCGGUUGUGAUUGGAUUUCAUCUCUUAACUUUUUAGCAAAGCUAUUGCAUUUAAAAGUUAGGGGAAAAAUUCCUAAUAACAUCUUUGAAGAAUUAUUGAAGCUUUUAAAGUUUGCGUUUCCGAAGGAAAAUAAUAUUCCAUCAACUUACUACGAGGCAAAAAAGAGAUUGAAGAAAUUAGGCUUGGGUUAUGAUAAUAUCGAUGUCUGUUUGUAUAAUUGUUGCUUAUUUUAUAAGGAGAAUGCAUCCAAGGAGGCUUGUCCAGUUUGCGGAACUAGUCGUUGGGUUACUUCCGAGAACGGGAAAGGAAAAAAAGUUCCUUGCAAAGUCAUGCGAUACUUUCCGUUGACACCUCGACUUAAAAGAUUAUAUAGUUCGAGGAUUACAACGAAAAGCAUGAUAUGGCAUCAUACUGGAAAAUCAAAAGAUGAUGGGGUGUUGCGACACCCGGUCGAUGGUUUAGCUUGGAAAGACUUUGAUGCAAAACAUCCCGAGUUUGCAAGGGACCCAAGAAAUGUUCGACUUGGGUUAGCUGCUGAUGGAUUUAAUCCAUUUGGCAACAUGAGUCUUGCAUACAGCAUGUGGCCAGUGGUGUUGGCUAACUAUAAUCUACCACCUUGGUUAUGUAUGAAAGAUAAUUAUUUUUUACUAUCUACCCUAAUUCCAGGUGCAAAAUCUCCAGGUAAAGACAUGGAUAUAUUUUUAAGACCUUUGGUGGAUGAAUUAAAGGAGUUGUGGAAUAAUGGGGUAGCAACGAGAGAUAGUUCGACCAACUCGAUGUUCACCAUGCGUGCUGCGCUUUUGUGGACAGUGAAUGAUUUUCCUGCUUGUAGUAGCUUGUCUGGGUGGAGUGGUCAAGGUUAUAAAGCUUGCCCUACUUGUAAUGAAGACACGACGUCCAUUCGAGUGAUCGGGAAGACAUCAUAUGUUGGUCAUCGAAGGUUCUUGCCAAGUAACCAUGCAAUGAGAAGGGAUACUCGAUUUGAUGGUAAAGUUGAAAGAAGACCUCCUCCAAGACGAUUUACUUGUGAAGAAAUAUUAUCACAAGUUAAUGCUCUCGAACCCCAAAUUCCCGGACAUCAUGAAAAUUUUGGGGGCGUGAAACGUAGAAGAGUUGCAGAAAAUUAUAAUUGGAGGAAAAAAAGUAUUUUCUACGAGUUGGAGUAUUGGAGCACGAAUAUUUUAAAACACAACAUUGAUGUCAUGCAUGUUGAGAAGAAUGUGUGUGAUAGUCUCCUAGGAACCAUCUUGGAUAAUGAUAAAUCAAAGGACACAACCAAUGCGCGCCAUGAUUUAAAGAAGAUGGGUAUUAGGGAAUCGUUGUGGAUUUAUGAAGAUGGGAAUGGGAGGCUAAUGAAACCGCAUGCUCCUUAUGUUUUGACUCGUGAGAAAAGACAACUUUUUUGUCAGUUUGUUAAAGGAAUAAAGUUUCCCGAUGGUCCGGUCUUAAUGAGAUGGAUGUAUCCUUUUGAAAGGUACAUGAAAAAAUUGAAGAAUUAUGUGGGAAAUAAGGCACGUCCUGAAGGGUCAAUUGCAGAAGGUUAUGUUGCUGAUGAGGCAGUGACCUUUUGUUCAAUGUACUUUAAAGGGUGUGAAACAAGAUUUAAUCGGCUUGAUCGAAAUGAAGAUGCGCCUUCUGUUUGUCGCUAUCUCUCAGUUUUUAAUUCUCAAUCUCGUCCUUUAACUAGCGGACUUAUCAAGCCUCUUGAUCAUAUCAGUCGUGAAAAAGCUGAGUGGUACAUUCUUCAAAAUUCUCCUGAAAUCCAAGCUUACUUAGAUGAACAUUUGGACAAGAUCAGGCAUGAAUAUCCUAAUGGUAAUCACGAUGUCUUGCAUAGGCAAACUUUCCGUCCGUGGUUUCAUAAGAAGAUAUAUGAGUUGCACAAGCUUGGAACUUUACAAAAUGGUGAUGAGUUACUCGCUCUCGCUUCCGGGUCCGAUUACUUAGCAACAUUUUACGAAGGUUGUGUAGUGAAUGGUGUUCGGUUUAUUGCAUCAAAGCGAGACCAAAAGCGGAAGACACAAAAUAGUGGUGUUACUGUUGCUGGAACUGAAGGGUUUAAUUAUUACGGCACACUUGAAGAUGUAAUCACUAUAUCUUAUACUGGUGCAUAUACAGUGUCAUUGUUUGAAUGUAAAUGGUAUAACACUAAUCCAUUAAGAAAGAAGACAAUCACUGAAAAUAAUAUAACUAGUAUAAAUACUCGUGGAUAUUGGUAUCAAGAUGAACCGUACAUCCUUGCUAACCAGGCGAAGCAAGUUUUCUAUCUUGAAGAUCCACUCAGAGGUCGCUAUUGGAAGGUUGUUGAAGAUAUUAGCCAUCGACAAAUUUGGGACAUUACUGACAACGAAGAUGAGACUGAUGUAGAUGUUGUUAGUGAUUCUAACUCUGCCAAUUUUGUGUUGACGGUUGAUCUUGGAGAGUUGAUUAUGCAAUCGAAUGAACCUCCAGUAAUUGUUGAAUCGUCCGAUCAGUUAGUGGAUUCUGAGAUAGAGAAUAAUGAACUUGAUGAAAAUUAUGUUGCUGAAGAAGUAGAUGAUUUACUAGUUGAACAUGUGGAGGAUGAAAAUGUAAACUUAGUGAAUGAUGGAAAUGAUAGUGAUUCUUCAGUGUAA